UCCGGCCAUGAGCCCUUUGCUCCUCUGUCAAGAGUGAGAGGUGUGGCUGCUCUCUUUGUUUUAGGAGCUAGACUACCCACAGACAAAGACACACGGUCGGUCAGUAGAGAGGCAUACGAGCACUACAUGGCAGGUGGACACCCAGGGACACAUGUACUGCCAUGGAGACGGACAUUUCCUGCCCCCUCUGGGCAGCUUAUCAAGCAACCGGUUGUCUCACCCCAGCUCUGGAAGGAGCACCUUCUGCUCCAUCAUCGCGCAGCUAACAGAGGAGACCCAGCCGCUGUUCGAGACCACGCUCAAGUCCCGGGCUGUGUCCGAGGACAGCGACGUCAGGUUCACCUGCAUCGUCACAGGAUACCCAGAGCCGGAGGUGACCUGGUACAAGGAUGAUGUCCAGCUAGACCGCUACUGUGGCUUGCCGAAAUACGAGAUCAUGCAUCAGGGCAACCGUCACACGCUGCAGCUCUACAGGUGUCAGGAGGAAGAUGCGGCCAUCUACCAGGCGUCUGCCCGGAACACCAAGGGCAUCGUGUCCUGCUCAGGGGUCCUGGAGGUUGGCACCAUGACCGAGUACAAGAUCCACCAGCGCUGGUUCGCCAAGCUGAAGCGCAAGGCUGCGGCAAAGUUGCGGGAGAUCGAGCAGAGCUGGAAGCCCAGGAAGGAGGUGGCGGGAGAUGCCGACACCCUGCGGAAGCUCAGCCCCGACCGCUUCCAGCGGAAGCGGCGGCUGAGCGGGGCCGAGGUGCCUGCGCCCCCGGGCCCGACCGAGGAGGCUGAGGACAGGACCCCGGCGGCGUGGCAGGUGGAAGAGACCGAGCCUGGUGGGCACCCCGGUUUGGGGCUGAUCAACAGCUUUGUGCCCGGAGAGGUGACCACCAACGGGGAGGCUGUCCCGGAGAACGGGGAGGAUGGGGAGCACGGCCUGUUGACGUACAUCUAUGAGGCCAUGGAGCUGGCGCCUCAGAGAGCCCCCCAGAAGGAGUCUGGGGCCAAGAAGAAAAAGAAAGACGAGGAACCUAAGCAAGGUCUGCGGAAGCCAGAGUUAGAGAAGGCAGCUCGAAGCCACCGUUCUUCUGAAAACCGUGCCCCGAGUUCAGACAAGCCUGAGCCCCCGGGGACACAGGGGCCCGUGAAUGUGGAGCAGGUUCAGACCCGGCCCGGAGGCAGGGCUGCACGGGGGCCUGCGUCCUCGGGAGUGGAUGGCCCCAGGAAGCCAGACGCGGCUGUGGGCACUCCGGACCGGGCCCAGAAGGCCCCCGCCCCAGGCACAGACCGGGAAGCGUAUUUCUCCCUGAAGGACAUGUAUCUGGAGAGCACCCGGGGGGGCACUCAGGGGAAGGAGGGGCCCCAGACCCCAAGUGGCCGGGCACCCGGAGAGACGUCCUCGGGGAAGGUACCCAGCGAGGCCGGGGGUGAAAGGGGGCCUGCUGCCCCUGGCCAGCCCCCAUCCUCAGCCCCCCAGCCGACUAGGCCUUUCAACAGGAGGAGAUUUGCUCCGCCAAAGCCCAAAGAGGAGCCUGCCACCGACAGCAUGCCCGAUUCUUCGCUGGGCCAGGCUCCAGAACCCUUAGGCAAGGCCUCACCUCAGGCCUCUGCCCAAGUGCCCACACCCCCUGCCCGGCGGAGACACGGCACCCGGGACAGCCCCCUGCAGGGGCGAGGAGGCCACAGGACUCCAGGAGAGGUCCCGGAAUCCCAGGCAAACCCGGCUCCUACCAUGCUGGCCAGUCACAGCGCCAGUACGGUCUCCUCCAGAAGCCAGGGCGUCAUCGAGCCCAUGGACACAGAGACCCGGGCGGAUCAGAGGAUGACAUCUGCUGACCAGCAAGCCGGAGGCAAGAAGAAUACAGAGGCGGACGGGAGGAGGCAGGUGGCUAGGAGGACCCAGGGAGACAGAACACAAACGACCCAGAGGACACAGGCAGAUAGGGAGCCACAGGUGGACACUGAGCCACGAGACGGUGAGAGGACGGCGUCAGCCAGGAGUUCCCAGGAGGAUGUGGUGGCACAGGGAAGGGAAGGAACGCGGGUGGAAAGGACGCAGGCAGACGAGAGGACGCGGGAAGAGAGAGGGAUCCAGGAAGACAAGGGGACACGGUCAGAGGGGAGCAUGUCCGCAGCCAUAAAAGGUCAGUCAGAGAAGGGAUCCGUGACCAGCCUCAGCCCACAGUCCAGAGCCCCUGAACGCCCACCUUCAGAGGGUCCGCAGCCUCCCCAGAUUAUUGAGUGUUUUGAACAGACCCCAGAAGGGUCCCCUGUCCCAGAAGAACCUGGUCUUGUGCUCAGAUCUGAGGAGACGGCUGUGCCGGGUGCCCCAGCAGGUGGCCCCAAGCUCCCAGCACAGCAGCCUCCCCAGGGGGGGUUGGAGCAGCGGGGAGGGGUGAGAUGCCAAGGGCCCGAGUGGUCGGGCCCGGUCAAGGGCAAGCCAGAGGAUGGUCUCAUCCCGUGCCCCACGGAGGAGCAGCCGGGGGCAGUGGAUGUGGGUGGCUGUCCUCCGGCUGGCAGGAGCCCAGAGGCGCCCACUCUGCCCUCUGUCCCGGGGCCGGGCCUGACCCAGAGCUCUCAGGAGGCACGGCCCAGCACUCCGACCUCUCAGCACAUAAGUGCCACUGCCUUCCCGCCCUCUGGGGACCAGGCCUUGCUGAGGUCAGCCCCGCCACUGCACCUGGGGCCAGGGACCCCCGCCCAGAGUCACCCACGAGCAACCGCGGCAGCCGACAGCGAGGGGGCCUGCGCCCAGGGGCCAGAUGUGGAGGGGAGGCCCCCAGGACCCCGCGGCUGCGACCCUGGCCUCAUAGACUCCCUGAAGAACUACUUGCUCCUGCUGCUGAAGCUAUCCAGCACAGAGACGGGGGGCGGGGGCGCAGAGUCCCAGGAGGGGGCUGCCAGCGGGGCUCCGGUGCCCUCAGCCACUCUGGUCCCCAACGUGGAAGUGGCCGGUCUGAGCCCCAGGACGUCCAGGCGCAUCCUGGAGCGCGUGGAGAACAACCAUCUCGUGCAGAGCGCACAGACCCUGCUGCUGAGCCCCUGCACCUCCCGCCGCCUCACCGGCCUCCUGGACCGCGAGGUGCAGGCCGGCCGCCGGGCCCUGGCCGCAGCCCGGGGCCCUGCGCCCGGCACCCUCACCGUCCCUGCCAUCGUGGUGGGCGAGGAGGAGGGCCCUGGGCUGGCCUCAGAAGGAUCCAGUGAGGGCGAGGGAGAGGUUUCCCUCGAGGGGCCUGGGCUCCUGGGGACGUCCCAGGAGAGCAGCAUGGGGGGGCCGCUGGCGGAGGCAGGUGGGCACACGGCCUCUGGUCAGGGACCACUCUCAGCAGACAGAGGGGCCCAGGAAGCCUUCCGAGAGGAGGAGGCCCCAGGGGAGGCUCUGACAGGUCUCCCUGCAGCCACACCCGAGGAACUAGCUCUGGGGGCCCGGAGGAAGAGAUUUCUCCCCAAGGUCAGAGCGGUAGGAGAUGGGGAGGCGGCCAAACCUGAAGAAAGGGAGAGCCCCACAGUCUCCCCCCGGGGGCUCAGGAAGGGCCUCGCGCCCGGGUCCCCGGGGACUCCCGGGCGGGAGAAACGCUCCCCUACCCAGGGCAGGAAGGCAGGCAUGCUGGAGGUGCCGCGGCCCGAGGAGGCCAGCAGCCUGGACGCAGAGCUGGCCCCGGAGGAAGGCAAGCAGGACACCCCGGCCAAAGCCAGGAAAGCCAAAGAGCUGCUAAAAGCCCCACAGGUGAUCCGGAAGAUUCGGGUAGAGCAGUUUCCUGAUGCCUCCGGCAGCCUGAAGCUCUGGUGUCAGUUUUUCAACAUCCUGAGUGACUCCGUCUUGACUUGGGCCAAGGAUCAGCGCCCAGUGGGCGAGGUGGGCAGGAGUGCAGGGGACGAGGGCCCGGCGGCCUUGGCCAUCGUGCAGGCGUCCCCCGUGGACUGCGGCGUGUACCGAUGCACCAUCCACAAUGAGCACGGCUCGGCCUCUACGGACUUCUGCCUCAGCCCCGAGGUGUUGUCAGGAUUCGUCUCCAGAGAAGAAGGCGAAGUUGGAGAGGAGAUUGAGAUGACCCCCAUGGUGUUUGCGAAGGGUCUGGCCGACUCGGGCUGCUGGGGGGACAAACUCUUUGGGCGCCUGGUGAGCGAGGAGCUACGAGGGGGUGGACACGGGUAUGGCCUUCGGAAGGCCUCCCAGGCCAAGGUCAUCUAUGGGCUGGAGCCCAUCUUCGAGUCAGGCCGCACGUGCAUCAUCAAGGUGUCCAGCCUGCUUGUGUUUGGGCCCAGCAGCGAGACUUCUCUCCUGGGCAGAAACUACGACGUCACCAUCCAGGGAUGCAAGAUCCAGAACAUGAGUCGGGAGUACUGCAAGAUCUUUGCGGCCGAAGCCCAGGCGGCACCCGGCUUUGGGGAGGUGCCCGAGAUCCUCCCACUGUAUCUCAUCUACCGGCCCGCAAACAAUAUCCCGUAUGCCACCCUGGAGGAGGAUCUGGGCAAGCCCCUGCAGCCCUACUGCUCGCGGGAAUGGGGCUGCGCCGCGGCUCCGGCCGCGGCUCCGGAGGCACCUAGCAGCUCUGAGGUCAGGCAGAAAUGCCAGACCUUCCAGCACUGGCUCUACCUGUGGACGAACGGCAGCUUCCUCGUCACGGAUCUAGCAGGGGUUGAUUGGAAGAUGACUGAUGUGCAGAUUGCUACCAAACUACGAGGAUACCAAGGCCUCAAGGAGAGCUGCUUCCCGGCCCUGCUGGACCAGUUUGCCUCUUCCCACCAGUGCAACACCUUCUGUGAGAUGCUGGGGCUAAAACCCCUCAAGGGCCCCGAGGCCGCCCACCCUCAAGCCAAGGCCAAAGGCUCCAAGAGUCCAUCUACUGGCAGGAAGGGCGCCCAGCUGAGUCCUCAGCCCCAGAGGAAAGGCCCCCCCAGUCCCCAGGGCACCCGGAAGAAUACUCCAAGCUCCAAGGCCACCCCUCAGGCCUCAGAGGCACUCACCGCCCAGUUACUGGGACAGCCUCCCAUCCAAGAGGGCGGCCUCAAGGCCCAGGGCAUGCGGUAGCCCCCCACGGGAGGCUCGGGGCCUCCGCCCAGCAGCAGACCAACAAGGAAGCAGCUUGAACUGAUGGAGACUUGCCCAAUACGGAACUAACCAGGGAAGGUGCACCGGGGAGGCACCACUCGGGGGCCUCUCUGGGCAGCCUCUCCUCGAUCCGCUCCUCAGCAGACGGCUUUUGUGCGUGGCACCCAGUGGCCUCUCCUGGUGCCAGCGUCACCCGGGGCUCCCAGACCGCAGCCCCAAGUGUCUGGCGGCCCAGGCCCUUCUUGAAGUUUACACUGGCCACUGCCGGAGGCUCCCGAGUCCUCUGCAUGAGCUCUGCACCCAGCCCCCCGCCCUGCCGGACCCUGCGGUGAAUGUUGUACCCUGGGGGCACGCAGGCCAGCCUUUACCCUUCUCCUUUGCUUGGCCCCGAUCUGUCCUCGGGGCUCCAGACUGCCCCAGCCGUGUCUGGCCUGGUGACUCUCUUUCCAGCUACGUGGCUUCAUUCUUCCCAGCUUGUCCUACAACUAACCGGUCACUGAGCCCACGUGGGGCUCAGUGCCCUUCCAGAGCCUGUCGUGUUCCUGUGCCGUGGUCUUUGGUGACGUGUGUUCAUGCCCUUCCUUCUCCCAGCACACAGAUACUCACUCCCCUGAAUCCUCUGCUCCCGCACCCCGAUCUCCAUCUGCAGCUUUGAGCCCUGUCACAGCCCGCCCGUCCUGCCUCUGCUGCCUCCUUGCGCGUCCCCAUGCCCAGGGGCUCCACCAGCCAGAUUCCUCCCCAGCCUCUCCCAGACCCCUUGCCUGUGAGGCGAGAAGUGGCAUGAGGGUUGUGUCAUCGGCUGUGGCCAGAGGGAAGGUGUUGACUUGGAGGGACCUUGUGCUCCAUACGGAAAGGAGACACAGUCACAGUGAAUUUCACAUCCCCUCUAGACCGGGCCGGAGGGCUAGGCUCUUCUCCGGGGGGUGGGGUGGGGGGAACGCCCUUGGGAGUUGCAGGAAGGGCGAAGCCCACCCGCAUGCUGGGGUGGAGGGGAGUCUCUGUGCCUGGGAACUAGGACGUGUGCCCCCAGCCAUUAGCUCUCGAUCCUGGGGCUCCAGCUCUGGGCUUCACGUAGGGGCCCCCAAGGAACUGCUGUGCUCGGCCCAGCACCCUGGGUCCUUCCCGAGGGCCCCUCCUUGAGGCCUGGGGCGGGAUGGGUCUGGUGCUAGUCUGCUCCCCUUGGAAUGCAAUAAAGGCAGCAACUGUGUACCCCGCUUGCCCUUAUCUGGUGUGGUUGUGGGUAUACGGAGUCAGGGUCCCCUCUCCCCAGGCAGGUGCUCUGAGGGGAUCCUGCAGCCCCUGGGCCCUCUGGUAUGAUGAACCCAGGUUUUGGCUCCUGGAUUGACGUUCAGUCUCAGCCUUUUGUGGCCACGGCUAGACAGUCUGUGCAUCUUGCACGACGAGGCUGAUGGCUGUGUCCCUGAACGGGGUCCUGGGGACUGAGGCCUUUGGAAUUGUUCCUUCCUUUGGAAGAGGAACACAAAGGAAGGAACCUAGGAAGGAAGAACAGAGCUGGAGGCCUUGGGGAGAUGCCCAGUGUGUCUGGCUCUCUCCAUGGCAACGAGGCCAGCUCAGGGCACAACCAGCAUCUGCCUCUCAGCCGCUCGCUGACCAUUUCCUGCUUCCCCAGGUGCAGAGACUUCUUGUUCUCAACCCCAUGCCACCACCCAGGCCUUUUCUUGCCUGUCAUUUGUGCCCCUCCGUUUUGACAUUUCUGACCUCUCUACCUCGUCUUGUGCUCAGGUGACUCUCCCCACCUUUUCCUCUUCUCCCAGUGUGCCCCCAACCCUCCCAGUCUGCAUAUCCAGACCGCCUUGGUGAACUGAGAGUUGGAAUAUUAGUCAUUCAUCCAUUCAUUCAACAGACGUACACUGAGCACCUGCUUUGUGCCAGACCCUGAGUUGACCGCUGUUGGAGGCAAAGAUACAUGAGGGGGUAUCAAAGGAGCCUCUUUGCGUUAGGUUUCUUGGAUUUUGCGCCACAGAAAUGGACUCUGACCAACUUAAGCAAGGAGAAGGGGUUUGUGGGAAAGGUGUUGGGGCAGCUCCAAGAACCAAAGGAAUAGCUGAUGAUUGGCUUUGAGGAGUAGCUUCAGAGCUACUCUAUUCACCAACCACCCAUUGGUUCCAAUGGGAUUCCCUUCACGCAAGAUUCAGAUUCCUGUCCUAGAGCUCAGGGCAUCAUGGAGCAGGGCAGUGGCAGUUUCCCAAAGCAUAGGGAUACUUACCAGAAGGAUGGUGGAGAAUGGAAUGGUAGGAAAGGCUUGGUGGCAGCAACAAAGAUACACACACACACACACACACACACACACACUGUUCUUCCCCACCUGAUGUAUCACGACUCUCUCACAUACAGCCAAGAACAAGUUCCUCUCUGCUUGGGGAGACCAUUCAAGGUCACAUCCAAUGACUAAGUCCAAGGGGUAGUGACCAGGGCUACCAUUGUCCCAAGUCCAGCGUCACUAGUGACACUCUUCUCUCUUUUAUAUAAUUCCAUUUUGAAAUUCUGCGACCUGUGGAUUAAGUGGUGAAAGUAACUGUAUUCAACCCAAGUCCUUGGACCCAGCAAGAAAGGAAGCAUGGGUAAAGGCUGCAGUCCAUUUCCAGAAUAGGUCAUGAGAACUAGUGUUCAUGACGAGGGAUGCUUUGCCCGUCGGCGUGACCCAAAACUUCAGAAGUCCAGCUCCUCGGUGGUCCUGCCUGCGUGGUGGGCGUUUAUUUACCAUAGGACCUGGCAGUGGGGGGGGCACCCUAAGACUCACCCCACAUCCACCUGUGCUCCCGCCUCCUUUUAUGUAGCGACAAUAUUUUCCCUCGAUAACAUUAACCAUCUUACGACUCCCACGACCUCUUGUUAUGUGUUCUCAGAGGUUUAAGGAGCCUGAAAUGAUCAGGUGCCUUAGCUUCUAAUUCAGCUUAUUAUUAUGACAUUUUGAGGAUGUGUCUCCUUGGAGACUAAAGCCUCAUCCCAAAGCUCAGGUAUGUGAAGAGUAAUGAGAUGUGGUGACAGCACAUCUCCACCCUGCUUCCCAGCCUGUGAGAGCGACCUAAUACCAUGACUCGGUUGCCAGUUCAGAGCCUAUGCGACAUCCUGCGGGUCUGGCCCAACCUUUCAAGGUAUCAUUUCUCAACCCGGGCCAUCACUGAGUUUUCUGCAAACUAUCUCACCAUAUCAUGAAGCUGACUGCUUCUGGACUGUGGGGACCCUGACAAGAUGAGGGAAUGCCACAGGCAUCAACCCAUUACUUUACUUUUGCUGUAAAGUGCAUCCUUGGGUUGAAUGUACUGUGUGGGGAUACCACAGUGACGUUUACAGCAUUCGAGAAUUCCAUGGGUGAUGACGGUUGGAGAGGCAUGUUGGAGAAGGAAAGUCAAUGCAAAGCCGGAUAUGAAGGACCCAUAGUGGUCAAGACAAACCCUGCCCCCUUGAGGUGAUAGGUAUAGACCGGGGGGGGGGGGGGGCUGAGGAGCAGGGCGGGAGGGGGCAUCGUGGAAGGAUGAGUGAGGCACUCACACACGCGGCCACACUUGUGCCUUCAGAGCAUCCCCUUAAUGAUGGAGUGCUUCUGGACAUGGCUCACUAUGGCUGGGUGCUUCGGAUAACCGGGCUCGUGAGGCCACUUGCUAUGCUGUAGCUGAACAUUUAGGCUGCCCCAGAGCCCGGUGGCAAGCCGGAGGACCCUGUCUCAAAAGGAUAAGAGUUACUUAUUGGCCAGAGCAACACUUGGUUCUGAACCCUGGGUUCCCCUGCCAUGCUUGUUAGGACUUGCCAGAAGCAUCAUUAUGCUGUGCUGGGCCACAGGCCCCACAUGGUUCCCCAAUACACCACAGACAGACAGAUACCUCAGGCACGACAUUUGUCCUGUCACGUGGCCUGGUAGGAGAACCAUUUGUACUAAAGGCUGUCCCCGCCGGAGAACCUGCUCGGGGCCCACCCCAAAGCUGGUGGCCUUCUGGGUCAGUGAGCACGUGGGUUGGAGCAAGAUGCCCUAACAUGGCAUUUUUGCCUGGAAUUGGGUCUUUGUGGUAAGGGAUUCGAAAUGAAGUCACUUGUUCUACACUAUGGGGGAAAAUAUUCUGACCUAAUCAGACCCCUUCACCCCCAGGAACUUUAUCAAGACCUUUUUUUUUCACGUGAUUUGUCUCCCACCUCUGACUCACAUAUGUCUUCUCAAGGCACGUAGGGACACUGCUGACCUCCAGGCUCUAUCAGCGUGAUGCCAUCAGUGUGAGGGAAUGUGGUGGCGGUGAGGGCAGCGUCCCUGUGAGCCGGCUGAGCCACAGAGCUGGACGGCUGAGAUGUUCUGUACCUUUAAGCCAGGACAGCAGAGCAAUAUACCCCAGGCCAAGUGAAGAUGUUUCUGACGUUCUUUGUUCAUCAAAGUAGAAGAAAAACAUGAAUUCACUAGAUCAAAGGAUUCAUACCAAGUGCUGGAUGAACUUGCUUUAGCAGGAAGACCGUCUCUGGAACAGCACCUGCCAUUGGAGACGUCACUUUUUAAAACUUGAGGCAAUCCGGAGACCUCUCGGUGUUUUGCACUGGCCCAGCUGACCUGUGGUAGGCAUUGCUAUGACUUCCCCCUCAAGGUUUUGAUAGCUACACUAAUUUCUACAUUGCCCCUAGGAAUGCGGUCCUGCUUUCGAUUUACCGUUUUGGUAGAGAGGGGGAUUCCAAUGGCUUGUGCUUGUCCUGUCCUAUUCUGUUGCUCUCACCCCACACAUCAGAGCGCCAGUGUGGGAGUGAUGCCUAUUUCAAAAACAUAUCCAUUUCAUCUCUUCACUCAAAAUAAUCCUUGGUUGCCUUUGAGGUUCCAGUGUGUUUACUCUGGUGCAAAUUUGGUUUAGUAAUCAUCCCCAUUGGUUGACAGGUCGCAUACUUUUCUGUUGUCCCCAGAAAAUGGCCAUGGCUUGAAGCCAGUGUCUUACAGAACCCCUCUCCCCAUGUUUGGAUAUUUUCCCUUUCCUUGUCUAGUUCCCAGAUAAAUGGACACAGAUCCCUUUGGGGAAGGCCAAGGAAGGUUCGCAAUAUAUAUCUAAAUGUCAAAGUAAGGUUUCCCUUCCAAGAUGUUUGACUUGCUCUCCAUUGAAGGUCUGGAAAUUAGUAGGAGGUUUUGACGUGACCUUGGCAGCUUGAGACAGACCUGUCUGCCCAACCAGAAGUCUUUGGUUACGGUAACAACUAGGUGAUAUCUUAGGGACUGUCUGGUCUUUUUCAUUCCUGGGACCCGGUGAUCGAUUAGCCACAGCCAGGGGUCUGGCUUCCAUGCCCAUGACCAUUUUGAUGACUCAUCUACUUUGUUCCUUGUAUCUAUCUCUGCUGCUGAGAUCAGGAAGCUCGUUCUCACAGCAUCUCUUCCAACCAGCCUUCCAGACUAGAGAGGAAAGCCAGGAGCGCCUCACACAUGUAUUUCUCAUGGCAAGGAGCGAGACCAUCUGCUGGGGCCUGUCAGGGGACAGCGAGAGGGUGGAUGGGCUGGACGCAUGCAAGGGACCCAAUAAAGCAUUCUUGUUUCCUGACAUCUGUGAUUUCCUGCUUUCUCGGAUAUUUGGUCUUUUAAAAAAUAUAAUUCAGCAUGGCUCAA
Lynx canadensis (Canada lynx) is the source of this 10622-nucleotide messenger RNA. RefSeq names its product alpha kinase 3 (gene ALPK3). Gene Ontology annotation, molecular function: ATP binding; protein serine/threonine kinase activity. The transcript is spliced from 14 exons. Lineage: Eukaryota; Metazoa; Chordata; Mammalia; Carnivora; Felidae. Gene Ontology annotation, cellular component: nucleus. The coding region runs from base 152 to 5020 and encodes 1622 amino acids. The record is from RefSeq and is a predicted model, not a curated record. Gene Ontology annotation, biological process: protein phosphorylation; cardiac muscle cell development.